Molecule: messenger RNA, 1746 nt
Organism: Prunus armeniaca (apricot)
Lineage: Eukaryota; Viridiplantae; Streptophyta; Magnoliopsida; Rosales; Rosaceae
Source: the annotation of a GenBank genome assembly
AUGGAUCCUUCCCUUUAUAAGGCGGCAAGAUCAGGAGACCUUGGUUUCUUGAGAACAGCUAGAGAUAGCAAAGUAUCAAAUAGUUUUCUUGAUCAGAAAACUCCUAAAGACAACAAUAUACUUCAUGUCGCAGCUGAAUUCAAGCAAAUAGAUUUCUUCAAAAACGCCCCGCUUGAUGAUCAAUCUCCCUUGUUUUGGGCCACCAACAAGAAAGGCAACACUCCCUUGCACGUUGCUGCAAGAGUAGGCUGUCAUGAAGUUGUAAAGUUUCUCAGCGAACACGCACAGAGAACACUAAUUGAUCCAGCUGAUCAGGAGAGUGGGCCAGCUGAUGCGAAUGCUCAUAAAGAGCUACUCCGAAAGACGAAUUCACAAAAGGAUACUGCGUUGCAUGUUGCUGUCCGCAAUGAACAUGCUGGUGUGGUGACUCUGUUAGUGGAGGCCGAUCCUCAAUUGUGUUCUUUCACUAAUAGCGCCAAUGAGUCGCCAUUGUUCAUAGCUGUUAGAAAUGGCUCUGCAAACGUUGUUCUUUAUAUUUUAAAUGAGUCUCCUAUACUUCCUUCUUUUCAUGGGACUAAUGGUGUGACGGCUUUGCAUGUGGCAGUAACUCGCAAACAUCUUACAGGGAGAGGCAUUGUGGAGACCAUGGUGUCCCAAAACCCUGGUAUAAUAAGAGAAGUCGACGAACUUGGGUGGACUCCCUUACAUUAUGCAGCCUUGGGAGGAAAUCUUGAAGCUACAAGAGUGCUCUUGCAACUCGAUAGUGAUGCUUCUUACAUCUUAGACAAAUCUGGAAUAUCGGCACUUCAUGUCGCAGCCUAUGCGGGCUGCACCAAAAUAAUGGAAGAGAUGAUUGGAUGUCGACCUGAUACCUGUGAUUUGCUCAAUGACAAAGGCCAAACGAUUCUACAUGCUGCAGUUUUAGGUGAACAAAUAAAUGUUGUGAAUUAUAUAUUGAAGAACCAUAAGCUUGCAGGACUUAUAAAUGAAGUAGAUAACGAUGGAAACACUCCUUUGCAUCUAGCUGCCCGUCAACACAAUCGCAAAAUUAUAACAACUUUGACACAUGAUCGUAGAGUGGACAAGACUGCUAUUAAUGAGGAAUUCUCACAGGCCGUUGACUAUUUUCUUGGUGAUAAUCUUGGCGAACAGGAAAGCAUAAGUUUACGUGAUCAUCAGGUUUUGGAUCACCUGGGGCGUUCAGUUGGCAUCCCAUUUUUCCAACAACAAAUCACUUCCGAUAUCAAGAAACCAGAAUCUCCGGGCAACGUUGCACACAAGGGAGAAAAGCACCAAGCUCAUUCAGAUCAAGUACCAGAAGGACGUGAUAUCAUUCUACUUGUAGCAACGCUUAUUGCCACCGUCACAUUCGCAGCGGGGCUCAAUGUUCCUGGCGGAUUUAAAAGCGACGGAACAGCAGCUUUACAGGAUUCUAAAUUUUUCGUGUUCUUUAUUACACUUAACACAGCAGCAUUUUCACUAGCAUUUAUCGCGAUCUAUAUUGAGUUAAUCGGAACAAUCAUAAAAUUUCAAUUAGCCAUACCCACAAGUACAACUCUCAUUCAGUGUUCCAUUAUUUGGAUGGUGAUGGCAUUUUUUUCCGGCACGUUAGCAGUGAUGUCGACAGCAGGCAGAGUGGGUAUGUGCUACGGAGUUUUGACAGAUUUCUUAUUAAUUGGCACCUACAUGUAUCUACAGAAAAGAAGAAAGCCUACAGCCAAGUUCAAAAAGAUCCACAUAAUUUAA